Messenger RNA from Rhodotorula graminis WP1, 1119 nucleotides. RefSeq lists its product as uncharacterized. The coding region runs from base 1 to 1119 and encodes 372 amino acids. The transcript has 2 exons. NCBI's taxonomy places the organism in Eukaryota, Fungi, Basidiomycota, Microbotryomycetes, Sporidiobolales, Sporidiobolaceae. The record is from RefSeq and is a predicted model, not a curated record.
AUGCCUUUCACCUUGCGCUCGGCGUCCUCUCGCGCGGUCGAGCCCUCGGCGCCCGACGUCUCUUCAAACAUUCAACCUCGUCGCGUCCCAGAGGACGUCGUCUUCAAGGUCAUCGAGUGCUGCGACGACCUCGCGCACAACCGCACGGCGACGCUCCUGAGCCUGUGCCGCCUCUCGAAGCGGUACCGCCCGCUCGCCGAGUCUCUCCUGUACUCGCACGUCAGCCUGUGCGCCUACAACGGCGUGCGGUCCGGCACCGCGCUCCACACGCUCCUGUGGUACCCGAGACUGCGUGCGUCGGUCAAGUCGGUCAAGCUUGGGCUCGACGACGCCGCACUCGUCCAGGAACCCGCCAUCGCGCUCCUCCUCGGCGACCUCCAUAACGUCGACGCGAUCGAGACCGACUACAUCGGCAUGGCGUUGCUCAAGCUCCUGUCGUCGCCGAGGGUCCGGAUCCGCCGCUUCAAGACCUGGCCUGGUCGAGCGAGCGUACUGAGCCCGCGAGAGAAGUCGACGCGGCUCAGCCUCGCCGUCGACGAGCACCUCGACCCGGGCCUGUUCGGACCGCUCACGGCGCCGUUCGUCCACCAGCUCGUCGGGCUCCGCCUGCCGCUGUGGCACGACCUCGCCGGGCUCAACCUCGGCGCGUGCUACCGCCUCGAGCACCUCACGUUCGCCGUCUCGCCCAUUCGCGGCGCCGCGCCGUACGACUCGGUCUUCCAGGCGGCGGUCGUCGCCCUCGGCGUGGCCAGCUCGCUCCCGUUCCUAAAGUCGUUCGCCGUCUCGGGCACGCUCUCGGUCUUCAACCCGAUGCGCUCGGCCUCCCUGGACCGGUUCGAGCCCAUGCGGCCUCACCAAGUUGCGCCGACGGCGAAAACCCUCCUGUACGCCAUCCCGCGCCAGAUCCAGCACAUCUCGCUCGUCACCAACGCUUUCCACCCGGCCGACGUCGCCGUCUACCUCAUGAGCUCGUACCGUCCGGCGGGGCUGAGGACGCUCAGGGUCGGCGACGAGGUCGGGCACGGACUUGGCGAGAUUCGGCGUGACGAGACGGGGCCGCACGGCGGGCUCAGGGCGGCGCUUGAGGCGGCGGCGGUCGAGGUGACGACGGUCGCUUGA